Messenger RNA from Aspergillus novofumigatus IBT 16806, 1166 nucleotides. RefSeq lists its product as uncharacterized. The transcript has 4 exons. Gene Ontology annotation, cellular component: cyclin-dependent protein kinase holoenzyme complex; nucleus. Gene Ontology annotation, biological process: regulation of cyclin-dependent protein serine/threonine kinase activity. Lineage: Eukaryota; Fungi; Ascomycota; Eurotiomycetes; Eurotiales; Aspergillaceae. The record is from RefSeq and is a predicted model, not a curated record. The annotation marks the transcript as partial. Gene Ontology annotation, molecular function: protein kinase binding; cyclin-dependent protein serine/threonine kinase regulator activity.
UCUCCAAUCGCCGUCUCCGUCCGCCCUCCAUCCUUCGUCCUCUUCUCCUCCAACGCUUUCUCUCAUCCUUCUCACCUCUCCUCCUUUUCUCAUCGAUCCACGACAGCCGCCGUCGCCGCCGUAACAGCAGUCCAUAAUCUUCGUCAUCAUCAUUAUGAGCCUGCUCGUCAGCCUCCUGCGUCCAGUAGUCACUUACAGUCCGCGGGACUCUCCCUCGCGGCCCGCAUGUCCGCCGCGCUGACCACCUUUGGGGCGGAAAUAGCACGUGUUCGUCCGCCACUCCUAUUCCUGCGGUCGCUACGCCUCCUGUCGGUGGCUCCUCCCAGUACCAGCGUGGGCCCCCCAGCUCCGGCAGAGGCGCCGGCCCUGCCCCCGCUACUGCGCCUGACUUGGCCUCCUCCAAUGCCCCGCCCCAUCAGUAACAGGACUAUCUUCAACGGCUUACAACCCGCCACCUUGUCGCCUCCGAUCUUGCUCAGCAUGGUAUACUACAUCGAUCGGCUCUGCGCUCUCUAUCCGGCCUUUACCGUCUCGAGUCUGACUAUUCACCGAUUUCUUAUUGCUAGUGCGACCGUCGCCAGUAAAGGUCUCAGUGACAGUUUCUGGACUAACAAGACAUAUGCUCGCGUGGGAGGUAUCAGCAUGGCGGAGUUGGCUCUUCUGGAGUUAGAGUUUUUAUUCCGCGUAGAGUGGCGGAUUGUACCCCAGCCUGAAGUGCUGGUGGAUUACUAUCAAAGCCUCGUCGAGAGGUGCGACGGGUAUGAAAUCCUGCGUGAAGGCUGAGUACUUUCACUGCACCGAUGCAGCAGUCAGUUGGAUUCCAGCGCUGUUAUUCUCCUUUCCAUAGGUGGUCGUUCAGAUCUCCAAUCAUUGUAUUGUAUUUCUACAUACCAUACAUCUAAAGCGGGAACGGAGUUGAUCUUCUUAUGCAUUAACGGGCGAUGUGGGACAUUUUUCUCAUUCUGGUGCUGUGUAAUGCCUUAGGAGCCUUCUUUGGCCUUGUUAUCACCUUCUUCUUCUCAUGCUUCUACGACCUUGCGGACUACCUGGUCAUGAUCUCUGUACAGCUUCACGCUAUUUUUCGGGCGUUCGAUUGUUACUAGCGUGUGGGAUAUCAUACUCCUUUAUCAUUUCGAGCUAAUUUAAGCCUCCUACGUAUAUUUGUC